CCGACAGCUUCACUCUGGAGGAGGAAAGUGCGAAGGGAGGGUUGGCUGACGUUUUUUUUUUCUCAACAAGGGACCCCCCCAACCCCCUGUAUUUACCAACAACAGGCGUCUAUUACCCAACACUGUACCGUAACCGCACACGGACUCUCUCUGUCAGAAACUUCCCUCUACCUCGACUAAUAAAUGCCAAGAGAAACAACACAACCGCCAACAGAUAAGGAUCGACGCUCUGAGUCGGAGACGAACCGUCGGACAAACACGUAGAAGAAAAAAGAAAAAAAAAACGACAAAAAAGCGCACGGAUCGUCGCCGUUGCCUUUCUCAAUGCAUACCCUUUGUGCCCGGGGAACGAUGAAACCAGAGAUCAACGCCGCCGUCGGAUUUCUGUCGAGAUUUCUGAGGGUAAAAGGACACGUAAACGAUCGACAGGUCCAAACAUUCAGCCAAAGCUUACAGGACAUUUUGGCAGAGCAAUAUAAGCACCACUGGUUCCCAGACAGACCCUGCAAGGGUUCAGGUUACCGCUGCAUCCGCAUCAACCACAAGAUGGACCCACUGGUGGGGCAGGCAGGCCAGCGCAUCGGCCUGACCAUCCAGCAACUCUACCUGCUGUUGCCCAGUGAGCUUACGCUCUGGGUGGACCCCUUCGAGGUGUCCUACCGCAUUGGUGAGGACGGCUCCAUCUGCGUCCUGUACGAGUCGCAGCCCGGCCCUGUAGGAAUGCCGGCGAUAGCCGCCGGCAGCACCCCCUCAGGAAACAGCGGCUCGGUGAGCACCAUGGUGGACAGUCACAUCAGCUGCAAGGAGGAACUGAUGGUGCUGGGCAGAACCAGUCCCUCCAAAGCCUACAAUAUGAUGACUGUGUCCAGCUAAAGUGGCACACUGUCACACCGGCCUACUCUUGUUCAGGGUCACGCCGUGGCUGGUCAGAUCAUUUGACCAGACCAGGGUGAGCCUUUUUAAAGCUAAGAAUAUGAAAUGAAAUAGUGAAAGAAGAAAAAAAGCAAAAGGAAAAAAAAAAAAGAAAACAGAGGAUGUGGCCUAUCGUCCAGGUGAUGGAAACCUUGUAGGUUUGAUAUUUUUUACCCCUCUCUCCCCGUUAUCAUCUGUUCUGUUGUGUCAUUGGAUCAGCCGAGCACUCCGUUUUUUUAGGAGAGGCUUUGUGGAAAUGGAACUGUUGGGGCAGCUAAACCAACCAACCAACCAACCAACCAACCAGGAACCCCCAUGGAGACCCCCAUCCCCCCCGCCCACACAUCCGAUCCCCAUCUGAAAACAACAUGGUGAUCAGCUCCACCUCUGAAGGGGCUGUCAGCAUUGACUUUGCACUUUUCUUACUUGUGGUUACUAUGGGUACACGUUCAACACACCACUGCAAAAAAAACAAAACAACAACAAAAAACACCAGAGUCUAAAUUGUCAGGAAUAUUUUCCAGGAACUACCCCUUUGAAUUUGAAAAUGCAGAGGUUUUGCUGUUUUUUUUUUCUUCCGUGUCCUGUGUGGGGAGGAAGUUGAGGUUUCAGACUGCGCCCGUUGCAAUCCAAGCUCAAGGUAAAGAAACGCCCAAUGAGAGCAUCUCUAUUUUCUAUAAAAAAACCACAAAAAACAAAAACCCUUUUUGGACCACAGGGAAUACGCUUUCUUUAUCUUGUAGCUACUGAAAAAAAAAAAGGCUCGUGGUCUUGACUUCUCUUCCUCCCCCUCCUUCUACUAUCAACACUGAGCUUCAGAAAACCUUCAUCUCAGCGUUCUCUCGGCCUGUAUGUAAGUGCAAGUGGAAUGUGUUGUGACACCUGUUACCUAUGGAUACCAGUGUGUCCCGUUGCACUGUCGCCCUCCCAUCACUCAUGUUUGUGUAGCUUUUUCCGGGGGAGAGGGCAAAAAGGGGGACCCGUCUCUUCCCCUCUUCCCCCGGUUAAUGAAUGUUGUUGAAAUUCACAAUCAAGUUCCUGUGUUAAUUUUUUUGCCCCCUUUUCCCCCUCACCACUUUGUCAUCUCCUGCAUUACCAAAACUCAAAGUGUAGCAAAAAGGGGGGGCCCUAUUUACCCAAAUUUUGGUCAUGUGGCCCAGCUAGAAUUGACAUUGAAUGCACUUUGACGUGAGAUUGUGUGGGAUGUGUACUUUUGAAAAAGAAAAUCGCCUUCAUUCCAUCCAUUCGAAUGUCAUCUUUUCACGCCGUUUUUACUGCCCUUCUCAUUUGUAGCUGUUUGUUUCAUACUGUAGCUCCCACGUUGGCGUAGUCUGUUGAACUGGGAGUGUGCAAGUCUGGAUUUCGAAAAAAAAGAAAAACCCUUUUUAACACUGUACUUGUGAACAUUUCAGAGCUCUUGGUUUUUUUUUAUUUGUAGGUGGAGAGUAUUCUGGGUGGUAUGUUAGAAACAUUCUGUCAUCCAUUCAUAUGGCACUGUUGACUCUGGCACGAUGCAGAGCUGAGCUAUCCCCCCCCACUCCCUCCUCCCCCCACCCCCCAGACACACACAGAUGGUGAUUUGUGUUGCUGAUUUCAAAAAAAAAAAAAAAAAAAAAGUUUGUCUGAAAGGUCUGGACUAAGUGAUGACUGUGUGAGACUUUGGCCAAAGGGAGGUCUGGAGCGCCGACUGUUCAGAGAUGAAUUCUAACUUGAAUUGAAAACGCCAGGCCCAGUCAGCCUUCUAUUUUCACUUACGAUUUCUAAGCUCUUAUAAACCAGAGACACUUUUGUGUGAGUCGGAGGUGCACUGCCUUACGGAGACCUCAUGAAUUAUGAGCCAUUUGUGAUGUUAAUCUAAUAUCAGGCUUAUGAAAGCCAGCCCCGGUGCAUUGUGCUGCCCGGACCCUCACUGGAGGCGUCCGUCCCCCCUCUUUUUAUUUCCAGCCUGGCAGCUUCAAACCACCACCCCCCACCCCCCCACCGCACCCCUCCUGGUGUAGGGGUUUAGAGUGCCUCAAGUGCCACAUAUCACCCCUCAGCUCAGACCUCCUGUUCAGCCAAAAGCAAGCCAGCAUGCUGCUAGCUGACCCCCUGUGGAUGCAGGUAGACUUAAUGUGACACAUAUCAUCAUCCAUCACCGUGGGGAGCUGGGUAAGGAAGGCAGGGAUGAGGAGCUGGUGUGAGAGAGGGGGGGCCCAGGGCCGGACUCUUUGUGUCCAGGGCAGCUAAAAUCCCUCCAGCCCCCCCUCUGGACUUGUUCAACAACCCCCACCCUGACCAGAAGCCCUCAACCCUCCCUCAGCAGUGAUGGAUAACCAGCAUACGCACUUGGCGUGCUCGAGCUGCACUUAGGGGGCUAGUGAGAGACUAGGAAACAUGGAUCAAAGAUGAAGAAAUGAGGGUACUAGGCCGUUGUUUUCUGUUUUCAUCUCACUGGAUCGCGCUGCACUUGAUUACUGAGUUUGAGUAGCAACUUUGUUUACAUGCAUAUGAAAGGGUGUGAUGGCUGUCUGACGUACCCCGACUUCACUCCUGGUUCUGGGGCUGAGUGGUUAACAGCAUGGAUGGAACAGAUGCUGGAACGGCUACGGGUGUUGCUCAGGCCUUAGCCGCUGGCCAAAUCUGUCACGGCAGGCUGGUUCGCCGCUCAUCACCAGACCUCUGGGUGUUUAAGCUCCCCUAAGCCUGAGAGGAUCAUGGGUAAUAUAGCUAUAGCCUUUGACGCACUGCAACCCCCUAACCCCCUCCUGCCCUGCUCUCUGCUGAUACUCCCUUCAGCAAUCUGUGAAAAGCAGUGAUUCCAUGUUGGCCAGAUGGAGAGGAGCCUGCUGGGAUGGGAGCCCAGAGCUUUUUGGUUUCCAUGGCGGACACCAGUUUUAAAAUCAUGCUGCUCCGUUAUAGCUUUUUAACGUCACGUGACAAGAUGUUUUGAGAUUGGUCUAUAUUUCGGACGCGAGAUGAUCGUCUCGUCUCACUUAUUUUCCUCUAGAUGUGUUUUAUGGUCACACUGGUAGAUUUUCUCAUGUUUCCACUCAUCCCCCAUUUUCUCCUCUUCAUCCUCUUUUUUUAAGAGGAUUUUUAGUCUGGUGAUCUAACCCACUUUUUUUUUUCUUUUUUUAGCAGACCUUGUUUUUAGAGCCACAAAAUUUUUAAAAAAAUACUAAAAAUUCAACCCAAAUCCCCUUGGACACCUUCUCAACUGUACUACCACCACCCAAAAAUGGUUUUAGGUCCUCAGUAAUAUUGAUUAUUCAAAUGGCAUCCAUUCAGCUUGUGCGCACAUAGGUUCAAGAAUCGAGAGUGCUUUGAGUAGUCAGAGGUAAAAAAAAAAAAAAAUAAAGCACAUAAAUGCACUAAAUGUCAAGUUGAAGUUGUGUGACAUUUUUUUGAGACGCGAGGAGUCUCUCCCUGGAAUGUAUUGCCAAACUCAGGCCUCGGACAUUCAAUAAAUACUCUUAUAGAAAAGUUGUGCAUGUUAAGACAUGAAACAGGAAGGGAACAGCAGUUUUGUUGUUGUUGUUGUCAAUAUUGUCAUCGAUUAGUUGAAUUAUUGCCACUUUCACAUUUGAGGUGUUUUACAUAUUGUAGAAUGUAUUGUAACUGUACAACAAAAUGGUAGAGUACACGACAUUACACAUGGGAAGUGCCAAUAAUUGCUAUCCUGAGGUGUUUUUAGAUGUAUUCCUUUUUUUUGUAUUUCAUCUUUUAACAUGGAUAAUGCUUUUCAUAAGUGAAGCCAUUUGUGAUGGGAGUGUUGGCAAGGACCAAAGUUGUUUUGGUAAAAAAAAAUCUUAGUUUCCAUGAUCUGUAAGUGUAGACGUAUCCUUUGUUUUUUCUUUUUUCUUCUUUUCCUUUUUCUUUUCUUUUCAGUUUUUUUUCCCUUUUUUUUUUCUAUUUACAUACAAAAAACAGAAAAUAGACAAAAAAAUCUGAGCUUACCCAAGAAGAAAAGCUGUAUCUUGUGAUCUCAUGUCAGUACAUCUUUAUCGUGUUCAGUUUCUUUUCCUUGGGUAUGUUGUGAUGAACUGCUGUAAAUUUGUACAGUUCAUGUAAAUUGAUUGUGCGGAAGUUGUACAGAUUUCUAUAUUUUGGAAGAAAAGUUUUUUUUUCUCUGUAAUAAAAGAUUUCCUAUCUUGGCAUCAUA
This is a messenger RNA of Stegastes partitus (bicolor damselfish), 5056 nucleotides long. RefSeq names its product B-cell translocation gene 1, anti-proliferative (gene btg1). Gene Ontology annotation, biological process: negative regulation of cell population proliferation. The coding region runs from base 325 to 873 and encodes 182 amino acids. Gene Ontology annotation, cellular component: cytoplasm; nucleus. The record is from RefSeq and is a predicted model, not a curated record. The transcript has 2 exons. Lineage: Eukaryota; Metazoa; Chordata; Actinopteri; Pomacentridae.